Molecule: messenger RNA, 1068 nt
Organism: Aphanomyces astaci
Lineage: Eukaryota; Oomycota; Saprolegniomycetes; Saprolegniales; Verrucalvaceae
Product: CAMK/CAMK1 protein kinase
Exons: 5
Coding region: 1-1068 (355 amino acids)
Biological process (GO): protein phosphorylation
Molecular function (GO): protein kinase activity; ATP binding
Source: RefSeq, a predicted model, not a curated record
AUGGGACUGGUGUGCUCGUGCUUGUCUGGUGGUGGUGGCGGCGGCGGCGGCGGCGGCAAGCGGUUCCGCGACCAAUACCAGCUGGGCGACAAGAUCGGAGAAGGCGCGUUCUCGGUCGUACGAAGAGCUACCCACCGGCAGACGAAUGUUGUGUACGCGGUCAAGUGCUUUAAGAAAGUUCGGCUCACGGAGCAGGACGUCAAGGAUAUUCACGGCGAAGUGGGGCUGCUCAAGCAAAUGAAGCACCCGAAUGUACUCAACCUCCACGGGUUCUUUGACGAGCCAGAGUACUAUUACACGGUCAUGGACUUGGUCGAAGGCGGCGAGCUAUUUGACCGGAUUGUGGACAAGGAGUUUUACACGGAAAAGGAAUGCCGUGACUUGAUCAAGAUCUUGCUGGACACCAUCACGUAUUGCCAUGGCCUUGGCAUUGUCCAUCGCGACCUCAAGCCCGACAACAUUUUGAUGACGAGCCGCGACGACGACGCGUCGAUCAAGAUUGCCGACUUUGGUUUGGCCAAGCAAGACAGCCAGGACGACAACUUGGUGUCGUCGUGUGGCACCCCCGAGUACAUUGCUCCAGAAGUGGUUCGCAACGUGUUUUCCAAGGACAAGCAACUGUACGGCAAGGCCGUGGACAUUUGGUCCAUCGGCGUCAUCACAUAUGUGAUGCUGUGCGGGUACACGCCAUUCCACGCUAAUAGCCAAGUGCAGCUGUUCCGAAAGAUCAUCAAAGGCCAGUACCAAUUCCAUUCGCCAUACUGGGACGAUGUGUCACCGGAAGCCCAGACCUUUGUGUCGCGAAUGCUCGUUGUGGACCCCAAGCAACGCGCCACGGCUGAAGAAUUGCUCGCGGAUCCAUGGAUGACCCUGGGCGACGAGGACGUCAACUUUGCAGAACUCAACGGCGUGUCCAAGCGCAUGACGUCGCGGCAACGGCUCAAGGCGGCCAUGGCGACGGUUCAAACGACGAUGGCUCUGACCAAAGCCAUGGCGAACAACAAGGCCGUCGUGCCAGCCACGUUGCUGCCUGCCAUCGAAGGGGCUAACAAGCUCAAAGCUGCGUAG